UUGUUCACGAUGCCGGACACAGUUCGCCAAGUGCCCAUUUCCGACGACCGCUACCGGUGCAGCGGUUCCGGUACGGACAGCUACCCUUCGUCGCCGGCCGUCUCGCCGUCGCACAGCUUCAAACGGUCAAAGUCCACUUUCUACCUGCUGGACAGGCGCACGUCUCCGCCACCGGGCCGCCUGGUGCAGCCGCAGAACGUGACGGCCGGCACGAUACACGGAUACGCGUCAUCGGUCUUCUGGACAGUGGCCAACGCGCUGUUCGGUCUGACGUGGGUGAACGUGCUGCUGGUGCGCGUCCCGUCGCUGUGCCUGUGCCUGUGGGUGCGGUGCGCCUGGAAGUGCGCCAGGGUGCCGUUGGUGGUGUCCAAGCUCGUCUUGCGGCUGUGCACGGCGAGCCCAGCGAACAGGCGCCGGGGCCGGUGCGUCACCGUGCUGAUAAACGGCGGCAGCACCGUGCAGGCGCUGCACUUGGCCAGGAACUUCCACAGGGCCGGCGCCCGGGUGAUCGUGUGCGAGAUCGACGGCCGGCCGGAGCUGAGCUCGUUCUCGGUGGCGGCCCACAGCCAUUACACCGUGCCCGGGCCCAACGAGGACAAUUGCGUGCAGUACGUGGACGCGAUGAGGGCGAUCGUCGAGAAGGAACGCGUGGACGUGUACGUGCCCACCGGCGGCACCGUGUCGGCGUACUACGACGCGGUGGCCAAGCCCCAUCUGGAGCUGCUGGGGUGCCGGUGCUGGACGCCCGGGCUGGACGGCGUCGCUCUGCUCAACGACCUGUCCGAGGUGUUCCGCCUGUGCGAGACGGUCGGUCUGCCGGUGCCCAAGCACCUGCUGGUGUGUUCCAAGGACGACGUCAUCAAGCUGUACGACAACCUGUCGUUCAGGGCCGACCGGCACUUCAUCGUCAACGUGGGCCAGUCCGGAUGCAAGACGGCGUACGGCCUGCAGCUGCCGGCCGCCCGGAAGUCACUGCGACUGCCCGGGCCCGUGUCCGACGAUCACCCGUGGCUGCUGGUCCAGCACUGUCUCGGGUCGUACUACACGACGUGCACCACGGUGCAGGCGGGCCGGGUGGUGUGCAACGUGACGUGCACCGCGCACGACGGCCGGGUGACGGACCGGAACGAGCUGAUCGACGACUGGACCGCGCGGUUCGUGUCCGCCGUCCCGGUGCGGUUCGACGGCUACCUGUCGUUCAGGGUGUGCGUGUCGCCGUCCCGGAAGGUCGUGCCGCUGGGAUGUCACGUCGGCGUUCCCAUCGCGUACGCGUCGUACCUCAGCAACUUCGAGCACGUCGUCAUACACUGUCCGCCGCCGCCGUCUCACGCGCAUCACCGUUCGAACGGCGUUACGGACGCAUCGCACGCGUGUGCCGCCGCGGUACAUCACCGUGAUGCGGAUGAGGCCAACGGCGCCGCGCCGCCGCCGGGCUGCACCGAACUCGUGACCGAAACGACGGACCGGUAUUACGCCACGUCGCUGCUUCGCGAAACGGUCGUCCGGACGAUCACCGUCCAGUCGGUCAAGCGUCUGGUGCGCACGGUGAUCAUGGAACGCGAAAUGGUGUUCGCGUAUUGGGACCCGCUGCCGUUUUUCGCCCACUACAGUCUGCAGAUGAUCGUGGACCGCAUAAACACCGCGCUGGAAGAGACGGCCAUAUUGUCGUCCUCGGCCCAGAAAAACAGAUACACCACGUUUUAAUACGCUGUGCACGGCGGCACGUGUACAAAUUUUGUAAUUUAUUUUUCGCUUUUAUGUGGGUGUUCGGUAGAGGUCCAAUAUAAUAUAAUACAUACGAUCAUGUGUUGCCUAUAUGUUGUGCCGGACAACUAUCUAAUAUUUAUCAAAAUCCGUUGAGCUGAUAUUUAAUAACAUAUUUUAUUAUAAUAUUAUUGUGAUCUAUAAUAUAACUCGUAUGACAUCCACUGCUAAAGUCACUCAAUCUUUAGUCAUUUGUCAGGUCAAAAAUCGUGGCUAUACAAUAUUUUUUUCGACAAAAGAACAGGUAGAUUCUUUGAGUGUACCCAUCACUCGACAAUCUGCUGUCGUCUGUGUCGAGUUGAAAAACCGAUUUUCGUGGAUGAGCAAUGAUAUAUACUCUUUCGUUGUACAGAGAACGCACAAAUUAAAUAAUCCACAAUGAAAUCAAACGUAAUACUUAAUCCACAAACAAAAUAAUAGGUAGAUAAUAUUAUAGAAUAUACCUAACACUUCAUAAUUCGAAACACGAAUUAUAGUUAUUAGUUAUUACUAUUAAUACUAUUAUUACUUAUUAGUUAUUAUUAAUCAUGUCCGACAUUAGAUCAAUUUUUACCCCGUUUUUAUAAUUUAUAAAGCAAUGAAACCAUAAAAAACAUUUAAGUAUAAGAAGAUAUAUUUUUUUAUAGAUUGUAAAUUGGACCGCUACUUAACAUACCUACACAUACACAUAUAAAUACGUGCAAUAACACGAUAUAAUUUAUAGUUGUAUUGAAAUAUGUUGACGUUUUGCAGGUAUAUUAUGUAAUGUAAUAUUUGUUAUGUAUAUUAUAAAUUAUAAUAUUAGUUUACUUCAAAGAAUUGAAAA
This is a messenger RNA of Aphis gossypii (cotton aphid), 2569 nucleotides long. RefSeq lists its product as uncharacterized. The record is from RefSeq and is a predicted model, not a curated record. Bases 10 to 1704 code for a protein of 564 amino acids. Lineage: Eukaryota; Metazoa; Arthropoda; Insecta; Hemiptera; Aphididae. The transcript has a single exon.